Messenger RNA from Juglans microcarpa x Juglans regia, 2717 nucleotides. Its product is annotated as protein STRUBBELIG-RECEPTOR FAMILY 3-like. Gene Ontology annotation, biological process: protein phosphorylation. The record is from RefSeq and is a predicted model, not a curated record. Bases 275 to 2527 code for a protein of 750 amino acids. Gene Ontology annotation, molecular function: ATP binding; receptor serine/threonine kinase binding; protein kinase activity. The transcript has 17 exons. NCBI's taxonomy places the organism in Eukaryota, Viridiplantae, Streptophyta, Magnoliopsida, Fagales, Juglandaceae.
CUAAUUCCUCACUUUUCCACAGAGAGAAUAACGUUGGGUUUGAUGCUUAUUGCUUACAGCGAAGCCAGAGUUUUUUUUAGUUUUUUUUCCAAAUUCGACAAUUUCGUCCCCUUCUCCGGCUCUCUAGCAGAUAUUACGGCCAUCAAAUCCUUCAUUUUCUUUUCUCUUCGUCUUUCCCAUCUCGGCUACAGUAUUUUCUAACAAGCCCUAAGAGGAGAGAGAAGAAAGGAAAGAAAAGAAAGCUAGGAUUUUGGAAGCAAGUUCUGCUGAGGAAAUGGGUUGCGUCAACCUCAGUUUUGGCGUGGGGGUCUGUAUUGGGCUGAUGUUGAUUCUAACGGCGAGAUCUUGUUUUGGGCUCACUGACCCUCUUGAUGUUAUGGCAAUCAAUAGCUUAUAUGUGUCUCUUGGGUACCCGCCACUACUUGGAUGGCUUCUUGUUGGAGGAGACCCGUGCGGGGAUAACUGGGAAGGUGUUCGGUGUGUCUUCUCAAACGUAACAGAACUACGGCUUAGCGGCUUAAAUUUGGGAGGAGAGUUGGGCUAUAGCUUGGGAGAUUUUGGAUCUAUCUUAGCAAUAGACUUGAGCAACAACCAUAUUGGCGGGACAAUUCCAUCACUUUUGCCCCUUACCAUCAGGAACUUUUCUCUUUCGGGAAACAACUUCACCGGAAGCAUCCCCGACACUUUUUCCUUGUCAAGUCAAUUGAUGGACUUGUCAUUAAAAAAUAACUUUCUAUCUGGAGGAAUACCAGAUGCCUUUCAACAGCUUACUGGUUUGAUGAACUUAGAUUUGUCGAGAAACAACUUAAGUGGUCCUUUGCCUCCCUCGUUGGAAAAUUUGUCAUCUCUUACCACAUUGCACUUACAAAACAAUCAACUUUCUGGGACACUAGAUGUUUUACAGGAUCUUCCCCUUCAGGAUCUGAACAUAGAGAACAAUGCAUUCUCUGGACCUAUACCUCCAAAAUUGCUGAGUAUCCCAAUUUUCAGAAAAGAUGGAAAUCCCUUCAAUACCACAGUUAUUCCAUCAGCUCCAACUGCAGCACCUCCCCGUGCAGCAGCACCAUACUCUGCAAAAGCCCCAGGGCUACCAACAAAUGGACCUGCUAUCCCAGAUAUCUUGAGCUCUACAGAAGAUGGGAAGUUUUUCACAGCCAAGAGGGUCACUUGGAUUUCUGUUUUAGGGGCUUUGAUACUUGUUGCAUGCAUGCUGUGUCUUUGUAUGUUGAGAUGCUUAAAAGGAAGGCAAGGGAAAAAGAAUUCUGAGAGGCAUGAUUUAGGUGCCUAUAAGGCCUCUAGAGAAAAGCCUAACUACGAGACUUCGGUUCAGCAGAAUGAUCAAAUGGAGAAAGUUCCAAGAGAGACAGUUGUGAAGCCACCAGAUAGGUAUGCGGUAGACAAUGAAAGAAAGGUUGUAGUUCCGAAGCUUCAAAGUAGACAAGAGUUGGAUGUGAAAAAAGCAUCCGCAGUUUCAAUACCUAAGAAGGAUCACGAUAUAGACAUGUCCAGUAUGGAUUUGGAUUUCUUGCCACCACCACCUCCUCCUCCAUUCUUUCUUUCUGAGGAAGUGAAUGCAAAACCAACGGUGCCUGUUGAAGUAACUACAAGUAGACAUCGGUCCAAGGGUCUGAACACAAGUUCUGUAGAAGUUUUCACUGUGGCGUGGCUACAGCAGCAUACAAAUAGCUUUUCUCCUGAAAAUUUUAUUGGUGAAGGCAUGCUUGGUAGUGUUUAUAGGGCUGAGCUCCCUGGUGGAAAGCUACUGGCAAUCAAGAAACUGGAUGCUAAAGUUUCCAGGCAGCAGAGUGAUGAGGACUUUUUGGAGCUAGUUUCUAGCAUCUCUAAAAUUCGGCAUGCUAAUAUUGUGGAGCUUGUGGGUUACUGUGCUGAACAUGGGCAGCAACUACUUGUGUAUGAGUAUUGUCAAAAUGGGACACUUCAUGAUGCACUGCAUGUGGACAAUGAGAUUCACAAGAGACUUUCAUGGAAAACACGCAUCCAAGUGGCACUUGGGGCUGCAAGAGCCCUAGAGUAUAUGCAUGAGAUUUGUCAGCCAUCCAUUGUUCACCGAAAUUUCAAGUCUGCCAAUCUUCUCCUUGAUAACAAGCUUGAAGUACGUGUCUCAGAUUGUGGUUUGGCUCCUCUAUUAUCAUCUGAUUCAGCAAGCAAGUUGUCUGGGCGACUUCUCAUUGCAUAUGGUUAUGGUGCCCCGGAAUUUGACUCAGGAAGUUAUACUUAUCAGAGUGAUGUCUAUAGCUUUGGCGUUGUAAUGUUAGAACUCCUCACGGGGAGGAAGUCAUAUGACAGGUCAUUGCCACGAGGGGAGCAAUUUUUGGUUAGGUGGGCAAUUCCUCAGCUUCAUGAUAUUGAUGCAUUAGCAAGGAUGGUUGAUCCUUCACUAAAGGGGGCAUAUCCCAUAAGAUCAUUAUCACGCUUUGCAGAUAUCAUUUCCUCAUGUGUACAGCGAGAGCCGGAAUUCAGGCCAUCAAUGUCUGAAAUUGUCCAGGAACUUCUACAAAUGAUUUAGAUGGAAUGUUUCAUUGGGGAAUGUCUUAGUUAAGAGAUUAGUGGAAUAGGAGUCGGAUACAGGGGCACGAGCAUGCUGUGGUUGUGAAUUUGAUCUGAUGGUAACCUCAUGAGGGAAGCCUCUUAAACAUUAUUCAAUACUCGUUAUUCUUGUAAGUGUGAAGUUGCUAAAGUAACUGUUUUAUGAUUAA